GAGCAGGGAAUGGUACAGAAACAGUGACUUCUCAUCGAGAUGUUCCGUCUCUAUCGCAGGCGGUGGGUGCAUCUCCGUGCCCAGCCACACGAUGGGCGCCUGUGCGUUCCUGCGAGCGCCGGUAUGCUUCGUGCAAAGCAUCGCAAUUAAUCGACAAGUGCAUGAAUACCCGCACGGACAAGAAGCCUUCCAGGGCAUACAUCUCAACCCCUACGAAGAUGACGACCAGGUAACGGGGUGGGCGAUAGACCGCGCGACAGAGGGAACGCCCUUGCCCGAGGCCCUGUUUGAUAGAAUCAAAGCUGAUGAACACCUGCAAUUUUGCCUGGGAAGUCGAGGACUCAGGUGAGGCAGUGUGCCGACG
Molecule: messenger RNA, 364 nt
Organism: Schizophyllum commune H4-8
Lineage: Eukaryota; Fungi; Basidiomycota; Agaricomycetes; Agaricales; Schizophyllaceae
Exons: 1
Coding region: 92-349 (85 amino acids)
Source: RefSeq, a predicted model, not a curated record